Dryobates pubescens (Downy woodpecker) is the source of this 2410-nucleotide messenger RNA. It is a transcript of the gene B3GLCT, whose product is annotated as beta 3-glucosyltransferase. The record is from RefSeq and is a predicted model, not a curated record. Gene Ontology annotation, molecular function: acetylglucosaminyltransferase activity. Gene Ontology annotation, cellular component: membrane. Bases 142 to 1680 code for a protein of 512 amino acids. Lineage: Eukaryota; Metazoa; Chordata; Aves; Piciformes; Picidae. The transcript is spliced from 15 exons.
GGAGAGGAGGGCGGGCUGGCGGCGGCACCGCCACCCAGCUGGAGGCCGCUCGGCCGUGCUUCUGCGGCAGAAGCGGGCAGGCGGGCGCACCGUGCCCGUGUCCUCCUUCCCCUGCCGUACGGCUCGGCGGCCGUUGCCAAGAUGUCUCGGGAUCCCGGCUGCAGCCGCUGGCUCCUUUUCGCUGCGUGCGCCCACCUUUUCUUCCUUCUCCCGCCGCUCCGCACCCCGGCUUUUGCUGUAAGUGUAGUUCCUGAAGGUGCAGAAGAUGAGACUGAACUACCAGUGCUGCAGAAGUCAAAAAAAAGUGGAACAAUUAGCGAAAUAAGUGGAGAAUUAAAAGAGAUUGUAUUUAUCAUCCAGAGCCAAAGUAAUUCUUUUCAUUCCAAGAGAGCAGAAGAUCUAAAAAGAGAUAUUUUAAACCAGGCUGCAGAUCUUGGAAAGGAAUUACCUACAAUUCUACUUAUUCAUCAGCUGGACGGGCAUGAAGGUGCAUGGACAAUAUUACCAUUAAUGAGAGACUUCUCUGUUACCUAUGGUAGGAACUCCUCAUGGAUUUUCUUCUGUGAAGAAGACACAAGAGUACAAGUUGCAAAGCUGCUGGAAACACUUGGACGAUUUGAUGUGUCUAAGGAGUGGUUUUUAGGUAAACCAUUAUAUGAUGAAGAGUCUACAAUAAUCCACCAUUAUGCCUUUGCUGAAAAUCCUACAGUCUUCAAAUUUCCAGAUUUUGCUGCUGGUUGGGCACUUAGCAUUCCACUUGUUAACAAGCUUGCAAAGAAGUUGAAAAGUGAACCACUCAAGUCAGACUUUACAAUAGAUUUAAAGCAUGAGAUUGCCCUGUAUAUUUGGCAGAAAGGAGAGGGACCACAUCUUACUCCAGUGCCUGAGUUCUGCACAGAUGAUGUAAACUCGCACAAGACUGAUCACUGUGCAACAACAUUCAGUAAUUUUCUACCACUUUGUGGCGAGCCAGUGAAAAAGGAAGAUGUUUUUGUUGCUGUAAAAACGUGUCAGAAAUUCCAUGGUGACAGAAUACCAGUUGUAAAGCAGACCUGGGAAAAAGAAGCUGCCCUUAUUGAAUACUACAGUGACUAUGCAGACAUCUCCAUUCCUACUAUAGAUUUAGGCGUACCUAAUACCGACAGAGGUCACUGUGGGAAAACUUUUGCCAUUUUGGAAAGGUUUUUGAAUCAUAGCUCUCCCAGAAUUCCUUGGCUAGUCAUAGUGGAUGAUGACACACUGAUAAGUAUCUUCAGACUCCGAAAAUUACUCAGCUGCUACGACCCCAAUGAAGCAGUGUUUCUUGGAGAACGCUAUGGCUACGGCUUGGGAACAGGAGGAUACAGUUACAUCACUGGUGGAGGAGGGAUGGUUUUCAGCAGAAGAGCUGUUCAGAAGCUGCUUGCUAGUAAAUGCCGAUGUUACAGCAUGGAUGCGCCUGAUGAUAUGGUCCUUGGGAUGUGUUUCAGUGGCUUAGGAAUCCCCAUAACACACAGUCCACUUUUCCAUCAGGCAAGGCCGGUGGACUACCCAAGAGACUACCUUUCUCACCAAAUUCCAGUAUCCUUUCACAAGCAUUGGAAUAUUGAUCCAGUGAAGGUGUAUUUCACAUGGCUGGCACCAAACACCGAAGAGCCACCUAAAGCAAAGAAAGUUGGACAUAACAGAGAGGAUUUAUAAGCAAUAGACUGUAACUGCGGACGAGGGACAGUCACUACUGUGAUUUUUGUGUUGUCGUUGUGUUCCUGUUGCAUUGCUUCAGAGCAAUGGGAGAAGGCACCCAAUUGACUUUUGGAUUCUUUUCUUAAACUUGGUUUCCUUCUGAAAUGUUUUGGAGCUUUGUAUACCAAUGAAUUUGACACUUUUAAAAUGUCUCAUACAAGUUUGUCUGUGUUCUCGUUUGAACUUCGAGUCGGCAUCCAUUUACAUUUCCUUCCUUUGUUCUACCAAAAGCUGAACUCAUGUUUUUGGGAGCCUAACACUGAACUUGUGUUGAACAUCGAUUGAACAUCAUCUCUCACUGACAGCUCUCUAAACUGUUUCAGAACAGAUUCUUGAUAAAUCAGAGAGCAGCCAUGAGUUUGUUCCUCUGACCAGCAGCUAGAUUGUGUGAAGGCUUUGUACUUAUUUAAAAUAGAUAUAAAGUCUUUUAUACUCAUUUAAAAUAUAAAUACUUCAUUUCUUAAGACAGAUGGACCAAGCACGAUCUACUGUUGUAUCUUUUAUGUGAGGAACAUCGUGUUCAAAAUAGAAAAGAAAGGUUCGGGACAACGAUUUCUUAAGUGGCCACGGGAGGUCACUGUGGCUCCUUCAGAAACCUGAGUCACUGUGUCUCUCUUUGGCAAGUAUAAAUUCCACUCUUAGGGACUUUUGCAGAACUAACACUUCAGCGUUUCUGAUGUGUGCAUUU